Messenger RNA from Centruroides sculpturatus (bark scorpion), 678 nucleotides. Its product is annotated as cytochrome P450 4C1-like. The record is from RefSeq and is a predicted model, not a curated record. Gene Ontology annotation, molecular function: iron ion binding; heme binding; monooxygenase activity. Lineage: Eukaryota; Metazoa; Arthropoda; Arachnida; Scorpiones; Buthidae. The transcript has 5 exons. Bases 1 to 678 code for a protein of 225 amino acids.
AUGUACUGGUCUUUUCCAAUUUUCUUCAAGAGUAAAAUAGGAAAAAAUUACAAGAGGGACGUUGAAACAAUUCAUCUUUUCGACGAAAAGGGUUACGACUCAACCGCCCACGUUCUGUCCUGGGCUCUUUAUUUCCUGGGAAGAUUCCACGAAAUACAAGAUAAAGUGUAUCUAGAAUUGCAAGAAAUUUUCAAAAAUGAUUUCAAUAGGGAUAUUACUAUCGAUGACCUGACUAAAAUGAUGUACUUAGAAUGCGUAAUUAAGGAGUCGAUGAGAAUCUAUCCUCCUUUUCCUUUAAUUGCAAGAAAAAAUCCAUCGGAAAUGAAAAUAGGUAAUUACGUGUUGCCUGCAAAUUCGACUCUUGUCAUAAGUAUCUACGGUAUUCAUCAUAAUCCUUCCGUUUACGAAAAUCCCGAAGUGUUCGACCCAGACCGUUUCCUAUUUGAAAAUUAUAAAAAUCUUCAUCCUUAUGCAUUUCUGCCAUUUUCUGCCGGUCCGCGAAAUUGUAUCGCAAGUAAAGGUGCCAUGAUUAUUAUAAAAACGGUUUUGGCAAAUCUUGUUCGAAAUUUUAAAGUUUACUCUUUGGACCCUCGAGAUAAGAUCGUUACUUCUUUUGAAAGUAUUUUGACCCCAAUAUCAGGUAUAAGAAUGUUUGUUGAAAAAAGAUGUAAGUUAUAA